CGCCGAUUACACCGACUGCCUCCACACUACGAACAAAGGGUACAUCGAUCCCCCCAACUCCCGCAUCUGCGAUUUACUUCCCUUCUCUUUUUCUCUCUUUGUCUGCUCCGGCGUAAUCGCCUCAGCAACUGCGAUGAGAGGCCAUGAUCGGAUCAAUACCUACCUUCCGGAUGAGCUGAUAAUCGAGAUCUUGCGGCGUCUCGAGUCUAAGAGCAGCCGCGACGCCUGCUCUCUCGUCUGCAAGCGGUGGCUCCAUUUCGAGCGCCUCACCCGCCGCUCCCUUCGCAUCGGUUCCUCCUCCAGUCCUGACCUUUUCAUCGGCAUCUUGUCUCGCCGUUUCGCCAAUGUCUCCGCCGUUUACGUCGACGAGAGGCUCUGUAACCCUUAUCCCUCCCAAUGCGGAAGAAGGCGUGUUGGUGAUCAACCUGUAAAUUCAUCUCAUAAGUUUCAUCAGACUAACAAGAAAGGCGGGUCUGAGAGCCGUGAGAUUGAACAAUACUGCUUAACUGAUGCUGGGUUGACUGCUAUUGGUGAAGGCUUUAUAAAACUUGACAAGUUGAGCUUAAUUUGGUGUUCUAGUGUGACAAGUAUGGGGUUAAAAUCCUUAGCUGAGAAGUGUAGAUCCCUAAAGUCUUUGGAUUUACAGGGUUGCUAUAUUGGGGAUCAUGGUUUAGCUGCUGUUGGGGAGUGUUGUAAGCAGCUUGAGGAGUUGAAUUUGCGUUUUUGUGAAGGCUUGACUGACAAUGGUUUAGUGAACUUAGCCUAUGGUUGUCGACAAUCACUAAAAGCUCUUGGCAUUGCUGCAUGUGCAAGAAUAACUGAUUUCUCAUUAGAAGCUGUAGGGUCUCAGUGCGUAUCUCUUGAGAGUUUUUCAUUGGAUUCAGAGUUUAUUAAUGACAAAGGGAUUCUUGCUGUGACCCGGGGAUGCCCUCUUUUGAAAGCACUGAAGCUGCAGUGUGUUAACCUUACAGACAUGUCUUUGCAAGCUGUUGGCACUUUUUGUUCAUCUCUGGAGUUGUUGGCUUUAUACAGUUUUGAGAGAUUCACGGACAAGAGUCUACGUGCUGUUGGAAAUGGAUGUAAAAAGUUAAAAAAUCUUACACUAAGCGAUUGCUAUUCCUUUAGCGACAAGGGUUUGGAACUAAUUGCAGCUGGAUGUUCUGAACUUACACAUCUUGAGAUUAAUGGCUGCCACCAUAUUGGAACAGUUGGGUUGGAAGCUGUUGGAAGAUUUUGCCUGCGGCUUAAGGAGUUGGCUCUAUUGUACUGCCAAAGGAUUGGUAAUAAUGCCCUCUUUCAAGUUGGCAAGGGUUGUAAAUUCUUGCAAGCCCUUCACUUGGUAGACUGCUGUAAUAUUGGGGAUGAUGCCAUAUUCAGUAUAGCAAAGGGAUGCAAGAACUUGAAGAAACUUCAUAUUCGCCGAUGUUAUGAGGUUGGAAAUAGGGGGAUUAUAGCAAUUGGGGAGAAUUGUGAGUUUCUCACUGAUCUGAGCCUUCGAUUCUGCGAUAGGGUAGGGGAUGAGGCCCUUAAUGCUAUUGCUCAGAGCUGUUCCCUACGUCAUUUAAAUGUAAGUGGUUGUAACCAAAUUAGUGACGCUGGGAUAAUAGCUAUUGCAAAAGGAUGCCCUCAACUCUGUUACCUUGAUGUAAGCGUUCUUCAGCACCUGACGGAUACGGCAAUGGUUGAGAUAGGUCAAUGCUGUGUGUCACUAAAGGACAUAGUGAUAUCCCACUGCCGUCAAAUAACGGAUGUAGGUCUAUCCCAUCUUGCUGGAAAUUGCAGAAUGCUUGAAUCCUGUCACAUGGUAUAUUGCCCUGGUAUAACUUCUGCUGGAGUUGCUACCAUGGUUUCAGGCUGUGCCAACAUUAAGAAGGUCCUGGUUGAGAGGUGGAAGGUGAGCCAGAGAACAAAACGAAGGGCUGGUUCCAUAAUUACCUAUCUCUGUGUUGACCUUUAGAUCUCCCCUUUCCCAAUUAGUGUGUAUAGAUAUAAUUACCAAUCUCUGUGUUGAUCUCCUCCUCAGUUAGUUUUAUAUAUAUAUAUAUAUAUAUAUAUAUAUAGAGGCGUAUUUGAGAGUUGGGAAGUACUUGCGCAUGUGCUUGUAGGUUUUUUUAAAAAUGUUUUUUUUUUAUAUCUACUUUUUGGGUUUGGUCAGUGUGCGACAUCUGCUCUUAGCCUACAACUUUUGUAAUAACAAUAGCAAGGGAAUAAUUUUCAGUUUUCAUUUGUAUAUUAUAAAUUAUUACCUUC
Messenger RNA from Malania oleifera, 2250 nucleotides. Its product is annotated as F-box/LRR-repeat protein 4. Gene Ontology annotation, molecular function: protein binding. The transcript has 8 exons. Lineage: Eukaryota; Viridiplantae; Streptophyta; Magnoliopsida; Santalales; Ximeniaceae. The record is from RefSeq and is a predicted model, not a curated record. Gene Ontology annotation, cellular component: SCF ubiquitin ligase complex. Bases 134 to 1957 code for a protein of 607 amino acids. Gene Ontology annotation, biological process: SCF-dependent proteasomal ubiquitin-dependent protein catabolic process.